Thalassophryne amazonica is the source of this 1337-nucleotide messenger RNA. It is a transcript of the gene gpn3, whose product is annotated as GPN-loop GTPase 3. The coding region runs from base 127 to 990 and encodes 287 amino acids. Gene Ontology annotation, molecular function: GTPase activity. The record is from RefSeq and is a predicted model, not a curated record. Lineage: Eukaryota; Metazoa; Chordata; Actinopteri; Batrachoidiformes; Batrachoididae. The transcript is spliced from 8 exons.
UUUGAAAGAAUGAAUAAGAAUCGUAAACUUAGCAUGUAGUUGAGCUUUUAGGAGCCACAGAUUAAAAAUAAAAUCACAAUUAAAUAAUAUAGCUAUAACAAAAGCCGUUUUAAAGGAGAGGCAAAGAUGCCUCGUUAUGCGCAGUUGGUGAUGGGCCCAGCGGGCAGCGGAAAAAGUACCUACUGCUCCACUAUGGUCCAACAUUCAGAAACCUUAAAUCGCUCAGUUCAGGUGGUGAAUCUGGACCCAGCAGCCGAGUACUUUGACUAUCCGGUCAUGGCAGACAUUCGUGAGCUGAUACAGGUGGAUGAUGUAAUGGAGGAUGACUCUCUCAGGUUUGGACCUAAUGGGGGCCUGGUCUUCUGCAUGGAGUACUUUGCUAACAACUUUGACUGGCUGGAGGCAAGCCUGGGUCAUGUGGAGGAUGAUUACAUAUUGUUUGAUUGCCCAGGUCAGAUUGAACUUUACACACACCUCCCUGUGAUGAGGCAGCUGGUGGAACAGCUGCAGCAGUGGGAAUUCCGGGUGUGUGGGGUCUUCCUGGUAGAUUCACAGUUCAUGGUGGAGUCUUUUAAGUUCAUCUCAGGGGUCAUGGCUGCUCUAAGUGCUAUGGUCUCAUUAGAGAUCCCUCAGGUAAACAUCAUGUCAAAAAUGGACCUGCUCAGCCCCAAAGCCAAGAAAGAAAUUGAAAAAUAUCUGGACCCAGACAUGUACACAAUGAUGGAAGAUGACCAGUAUUCUGAUAAAAUCAGAAGCACAAAGUUUAAGAAGCUAACCAAAGCCAUCUGUGGUCUUAUUGAGGACUACAGUAUGGUCAGAUUCCUGCCUUUUGAUCGCACUGAUGAAGAAGGUAUUAACAUAGUACUGCAACAUAUUGAUUUCGCCAUCCAGUACGGAGAAGACCUGGAGGUCAAAGAGCCAAAGGAGGUUGAUGAAGAGGCCUCAAACUCAAACUACGAUGAGUAUUUUCAAGACAAAACAUACAGCUGAGGACUAAUGUGAUGAAUGCAGAAAAUAAGACUUUUGUGUGUGAGAUUUAUCAAAAUAAAAUCAUGAGGUGGAUUCAGAAGCAAGAGGAACUCAAAUGGAGCAUGACGCUGGUGGAGAACAAGGACGUCACGAAACUGAAACAUUACAGAUAAAGGGACGUCUUAAGAUUGAUAUGAUGGUGGAUAUCUUAUGUUUUAGUAUUACAUCAAAUUUUUGGUUUGGGAUGCUGUUUUGAUGACUCGGUCAUUUCAAACCUUUUGACUUGUAAGUUAUUUUAUAGCAGAUUGAAGUGCUGAGAGGUCAUAAAAAUGUGUUAAUGCUAUAUUUUUAAAUAAAAGAAUACAUCA